UGUCAACCAUCGCCAGCUGCCAUUUCAAUUGAAAAAUAACGUAUCUGUGGCUUCGAUUGUGUUGUGGAAAAACAAGCUCCGAAAAAGUCGUAUAAUAUUAAAGAUACAAGGUAUUACAGAUAAUGGCAGACAAAGAUCGUAUAUUCCAUCUUUACUCGGAUGAAUCGAUUGGAGGUACUACGAAAUACAGCGAUCAGGAAAACCGUGGAGUGGAAUCGAAAACAAACGCUGUACAACGAAACAAGGAGCGUCAGCAAGGCCAAACGAUGAACGUAUUCGAAAGGAAUUACGAGUACGCACGCAUCUAUGAGAAUAAGCGGUGCGCGCUGAAAGCUGAAAAGGAUGCGUAUGCGAUGAACCAGCGUCACUUUAAAGCAUCGCCAAUGCCUAUCGUUCAACCUCAGCAGGUGAUACGCCAUGAGGUGCCAAAGUUUACUGUACCGGAAACACCGCAAGUGUUAAAACAUAGCAAACGUACGCCUCGGAAGUGAGUUUAGCAAGCUGGGAAAAUAUUUGCAAGGGGACAUGGAGCAGCGAUAGCACAAGAGCCCAACUUGUAAGAAUGAUGUUAAUUAUAAUACAGAAAGGGUAAAUUUUAAAUGGUAACAUGAAAACGGAUUUCCAGGAAAAUAUGUAUAAGCCGCAAUAAGCAAAAAAGGUCGGUUUUAUAAUUGGAAACGGCGCCGGUCUUUCGCAUACGACCGGUACCAGAUCCAGCAUGAACCGUUCCCUUAUAGAUAGGAUUAACUAUCCGGCUACAGGACAACAAUAAGUUUAAGAAGGCAUGCACGGUUUACAGCAGUUUGAUGUUCCAGAAAGAAGUACAUUUAUGUAGCACAUUUUAUUUCAGGUAUGCUCGAUCAAGUCCGCUACGUGUAGAAGGGCAAGAACAAUUUGUUGCCAACAGGAAAACGUCAAAAUGACAAGCAUUUUUCGCUGCAAUCCUGUGACGGAAAUUGUUAUACGAAUCGUAAUACAGAUUAAAAACCACACAGUUUAUGAA
Anopheles funestus (African malaria mosquito) is the source of this 1003-nucleotide messenger RNA. RefSeq lists its product as uncharacterized. The record is from RefSeq and is a predicted model, not a curated record. The coding region runs from base 123 to 491 and encodes 122 amino acids. Lineage: Eukaryota; Metazoa; Arthropoda; Insecta; Diptera; Culicidae. The transcript is spliced from 2 exons.